Eruca vesicaria subsp. sativa (arugula) is the source of this 1106-nucleotide messenger RNA. The record is from the annotation of a GenBank genome assembly. Lineage: Eukaryota; Viridiplantae; Streptophyta; Magnoliopsida; Brassicales; Brassicaceae.
CUGGUUUGUUUGUUGUUGAAGACGACUCUCGACUCAAAGAAAGAGUAGGAGGAAUCAGAAUCAUCCGCCAUGGAAGAGAGGCAUGAGGAGGAGGAGGAGAACGAUGUUUACAGACCAAUGGAUUCCGUCUUGGCUCCCAUCUUCAUUCAAAUGAUGAAAAAUUCCGGAACCAACACCGAUAUGGAUUCUCAGCUUCAAGAGAUCCUUAGGAGAAGGGGAAGACGUCCCGUUUCCAUUGAACAGCUGCUUCAGGGAAUACGCACUGGCUUAACACUUGCACCUGCUGAGCCUGAGCCUGAGACUAACAACAACGCAGAUCAUGAUGAUGAUGAUGACAACGAUCCAGCACCACCAGCAGAGAGAGGACGCGUGAUCGUCACCAAUCCCUAUAACCAGAUUGUCGCUGUCCCAAGCUCUGCCGUUUCCGACACUCUGCCUCCUGUUGUUUCUGGUUCUCUCAGCGAGUACUUCAUCGGUCCUGAAUUCGAAGCGCUGCUUGAGAACUUAACUGAGACUGACCCCAACAGGUAUGGAACGCCUCCAGCUCGGAGAGAUGCUGUUGAGGCUUUGGCUGAUGUCGUCAUCCUACUUCCGGGCAUCCAGUGUUCUGUGUGUUUGGAUGAUUUUGAGAUUGGAAAUGUGGCUAAACAGAUGCCUUGUGACCACACCUUUCACAGUUAUUGCUUGCUCUACUGGCUUCAGCUUCAUAGCUCCUGUCCGGUUUGUAAGUGUCAGCUACCUACUGCGGAGGAUGAUGAGACAAACGGUGGUGCUGCUGCUGGCAAUACGUCUUCUUCUUCGACAAGCGACCAGGAGGAGGAUCCCAUUGCUGCUUAGCCAAGCCCCACCUGGUUCUCUUGAUAGCAAAUCCAUAGGAGCAUCAUAAGAGAUCAUGAGACUACCUUAAAUAACAUCUUUGUCUUUACUUGGUUGAAUGGCUACUUACCUCUAUCAUUCUGUGAUGUUUUUUUAAUGGUUUUCAAGACUUACCUUUUGGUUAGAAUUCUGCAAGUCGCUUUGUGCUUUUUCUUUGUCAGUUUAGUUCAGUCUUCUACGGUUUGAUGGUUAAUGGUGCAUAUGGGUGAAAUAACAAAACAACGUUAGGC